AGGUUGCGGUGACGUCACGCGGCUUUACCGCAGUCUCUCCGACCUUCAUCACAUCCUCACCAUCGUCUUCAUCGGUCGUCCGAUUGAUCCGCGCGGGAGGCAGCGCGCGCGCCCCGACAGCUCGCUCAUCUUCAUCACCUCCUCCUCAUCUUCAUCAUGUCCGGAUCAAAGGAGGAACGCAAAGGCUCAGGGGAAUGGCACGAGUUCUUCUGGAACCCGCGCACGCGCGAGCUGUUCGGCCGCACGGCCACGAGCUGGGGCCUGAUCACGCUCUUCUACCUGAUCUUCUACCUGUUCCUGGCCGGCAUGUUCGCUCUCACCAUGUACAUCAUGCUGCUCACACUGGACGACUACAAGCCCACCUGGCAGGACCGGCUGGCCACUCCAGGAAUGAUGAUUCGUCCGAAGGGGAACCAGCUGGAGAUCACCUUCACGGUGUCCGACACUGAGAGCUGGGAUGGCUUCGUUCAGAACCUCGACCUCUUUCUGUCUCCAUACAACGACAGCUUCCAGGUUCAGACCAACGAUGACUGCCCACCUGAUCAGUACUUCAUCCAGGAGGACAGCGGAGAGGUGAGAAACAAUCCCAAACGCUCCUGUCAGUUCAACCGGACCAUGCUGGGAGACUGUUCUGGGGUGUUGGACCGUUUCUAUGGUUACAACAGAGGCCAGCCCUGCAUCCUGAUCAAACUGAACCGGGUGAUCGGGAUGUUACCUGGGAAGGACGGGGAGUCUCCUUAUGUCACCUGUGGAGCCAAGAGGGAGGACAGCGAGAAGAUCGGACCUCUGGCGUAUUUUCCCACCAACGGCAGUUUCAACCUCAUGUACUACCCGUACUACGGCAGGAGAGCCCAGGUGAACUACACCCAGCCUCUGGUGGCUGUGAAGUUCCUGAACGCCUCUCUGAACACGGACAUCGAUGUGGAGUGUAAGGUCAUCUCCAACACGCUAAUCGCCGGCAGCGAGCGCGACAAGUUCGCCGGACGGGUUUCCUUCAAGCUGCGCAUCAACGACAAAUAGACACCUGGACACUGCCGUGUUUCCUGUGCCCCCUGAACACCUCACACUCACCUGCUGGUUCAGUUUCCAGCUUUAUGAUGCGUUCACUGACAUCCUCGUGUUUGUUUUCUUCCAUUCGUUUGUCGUUCUUCUGUGCAGCUCAAACCGGCUCUUUGAGUAACCAAUCAGCACACACUUCCACUCUGAUGUCACUGCCACGUUCAAACCCAGCAGACCCCCCCCCCCCCACCGUCUGCUCAAAGACCAAAUGAUGAUUCUUCAGUGUCUGACCUCAACGUUUCAUUCAUCAGAUGUUUGAUCUGCCAUCAGGAAUCUGAAACCAGAGACUGAGAAACGGUCCAAACUGGAAACUCAUGGAAGUUCUGGUCCUUCAGAACUAACCGGGUCAUGGACUCCAUCUGGACUCAGAGCAGAACCAGCUGAUCCGUCUAAACAGGAACCAGCUCAGAAACCAGUUUACCAGUACAAUCGGGACAUGUUUGUUAACAAAGAACAGCUAACGGACUGAUUUAUAAACCGACCCGUCAGAACACAAACCGGGCCAUCAGUCCAUCAGCCGGACCUCUAACUAGAAACAGGACCAAACUCGCUCUAAUCAUUCCAUUGUUUGUGUUGUCAUGGAAACAGAGCCAAUCAGAGCCAAUAGCUUUAGAAACCUCGACUGUUGUUGUUUAUGCAGUUUCUGUUGUUUACCUUUUGUUUUCUCUCUGAUUGAUUCUUAGGUUCUGUUGAGAAUCGAUCAGUUGAUCAUUUGAGGAUUUAAUCUAGAUAUGGAGUUAGUAAUUAUUUAGAAUUUAGUCUGUGUCUGUUUUUGUUUACAUGUUUACUUUAUCUGUAUCAUCACGGGGUGGAAUGAAUGACAGAAACAUUGUUCAGUCACUCUGUGAACUCACCUGGCCACGCCCACCAACCUGCCCUACACCAACCGUCUUCCUUCAUAAAAGCCAACAGCCAAUCAGGCAGUCAUGUUGUGUCAUAUCCUGUUCCUGUUUGUGAUUGGUUGAUUCCCAUCACCUGAAAUGUCCUGACCUGAGAAAACAGAGAUUAAAGAAGAAAUGAACUAAA
Messenger RNA from Oryzias melastigma (Indian medaka), 2085 nucleotides. RefSeq names its product sodium/potassium-transporting ATPase subunit beta-2. The record is from RefSeq and is a predicted model, not a curated record. The coding region runs from base 157 to 1020 and encodes 287 amino acids. The transcript is spliced from 8 exons. Lineage: Eukaryota; Metazoa; Chordata; Actinopteri; Beloniformes; Adrianichthyidae. Gene Ontology annotation, biological process: sodium ion export across plasma membrane; intracellular potassium ion homeostasis; potassium ion import across plasma membrane. Gene Ontology annotation, molecular function: ATPase activator activity. Gene Ontology annotation, cellular component: sodium:potassium-exchanging ATPase complex.